Messenger RNA from Silurus meridionalis, 996 nucleotides. RefSeq names its product ADP-ribosylation factor 4-like. Gene Ontology annotation, biological process: vesicle-mediated transport; intracellular protein transport. The transcript has 6 exons. NCBI's taxonomy places the organism in Eukaryota, Metazoa, Chordata, Actinopteri, Siluriformes, Siluridae. The record is from RefSeq and is a predicted model, not a curated record. Gene Ontology annotation, molecular function: GTPase activity; GTP binding. Bases 236 to 778 code for a protein of 180 amino acids. Gene Ontology annotation, cellular component: cytoplasm; plasma membrane.
CGCGCGCGUGUCAACUGAGCAAAGCGAAAGCAAGCAGGUGCGCAACUCCCUAUAUAAACCGAGAGACUGAGAUACACUGACAGAAAGAGACCCUGAGAGAGACUCACAGAGAGACACAGAGAGACACUGAGAGAAAGAGACACUGAUAAAAAGAGACAAGGAGAGACACCGACAGAGACCCCCAGAGCUUCUGAACAUUCUCUACCAGCAUUUCUGUUUUUUUCAGCUUUUCACCAUGGGCAACUUUUUCACCUCCAUCUUAUCUCGUCUCAUUGAGAAGAGGCAAGUCAGAAUACUGAUGGUUGGUCUGGAUGCAGCCGGAAAAACUACUGUCCUCUACAAACUCAAACUGGGUGAAGUUGUCACAACGAUUCCAACUCUUGGCUUUAAUGUUGAGACGGUGGACUACAAGAACAUUUCCUUCACCGUGUGGGACGUAGGAGGACAGGACGUCAUCAGACGCCUCUGGAGACACUACUUUCAGAACACCAUGGGCCUCAUCUUUGUGGUGGACAGCAGUGAUCGUGAGCGCAUCCACGAAGCCGCUUUGGAGCUGCAGAACAUGCUUGAGGAAGAUGCUCUGAGGGACGCUGCUGUGUUGAUUCUUGCUAACAAACAGGAUUUGCCCGACGCCAUGCCGGUGCACGAGAUGACCGAGAAACUCAGAAUGCACACACUGAAAGGACGACCGUGGUACGUCCAGUCGACCUGUGCGAUAAACGGAACAGGUUUAUAUGAAGGACUGGAUUGGAUAGCGAAUCAGAUCUCCAAACGAUAAAACUGCAAAGAAAUGACACUAUUUAAAUCCUUAUGUGGAUCUAUGUACUGUGUAUAUUUGAGAGAAUUAUAUAACCUUGAGCACUUUAAGAUUUAAAAUUUUCGUGAAUAUCCAUCACCGUGUAUUUACUUUUUCAGAAUUGCUACUGUAUUGUGUCUUUACAUUGAAAAUACUUGAAUGAAAUGUCAGUCUGUCUAGAAUAUGUAUUUCUAUGAUUG